Molecule: messenger RNA, 14708 nt
Organism: Ooceraea biroi (clonal raider ant)
Lineage: Eukaryota; Metazoa; Arthropoda; Insecta; Hymenoptera; Formicidae
Product: dynein beta chain, ciliary
Biological process (GO): microtubule-based movement; proteolysis
Cellular component (GO): dynein complex
Molecular function (GO): ATP binding; serine-type endopeptidase activity; minus-end-directed microtubule motor activity
Source: RefSeq, a predicted model, not a curated record
AAUGUAAUUCAAAGAAUUUCUACAUCAAGCAGAAAUAUUUACAGUUAUAUUUGCGCUAGAAUUUGAUCAAUAAAUGAUGCAAGUCUCAAUCAUUACACUAUCACAUAAAAGUGGCUUUAAUUUUUUUUAUUAUAUAAAAUACUGCUAUUAUUUAAAAAUACUGUUUCUCACUCGUGUAAUUAAAGAGAAGCAAAGAGAGCAAAUAAGAAAACGAGGAAACGUUAAAUCGGAGAAACAAGAUAGGAAUAAUCACACAUUGCAUAAUCCGCGGGGUAAUCAAUAAUUGACGUAAUUGACGUCGCAUGCAACGAUCAAAGCUGCCGUGCGGGUGUCAGAGUUUCUACCCAUUUCUGCCGCUUCUGUGAUGAUGACUAUACCGUAUCACAUUCGCAUCGCGUGGCGUCAGCCGUCAGUCGGGUGUCCAGUCGAGUGUCGAGCAGUCUCGAGCCGCGGGUCGGCCAGUGCGUCAUAAAGUGUUUCUGUUUUCUUUUCAUAUUAUCGUCCAUUCUGAGACACGUAUAAAAUUGCCGGAUGUUUUUUAUGUGGACACAAUAGCGAGUGAUCUAUUGGUAGAGUGAAUCAUAGACCGCAAAUUACAAGUUUCAGUAAGUCUGCUAAUUACGAUCACAGAGUACCGUAGAGGCUUUGACAUUAAGUGUGGAUCUUUAUCCUUAACUGAAUUUGUAGUUCGCUUUUUAUCCAUUUUAUCUAUUAGUUUGCGGAUUUCUGUAAAUUCACGAGUUAACAAGUAUCGUGUACUAAGAUGUAAUUAAAACUCGAAAUUUGAAUAUUAGUCACGUAACGUUUAAUUACAAUAUGUUGCUAACAUUGCACAAAGUUUCAUGUAUAUACUUUUCUUUUUUAGCGUUAUUAUUGCAAGAUUAUCACCAAUUGUUCGAGAUGGAGUCAAACUUGUCCUCUUCGAUCUUAAUUGUCCUUUUAACCAAUUUUUUUACACUCUGCUUGUUAAUGCAAGAUGAACUUUAUGCAGAAGGCAGUUACUGCAAGCUGGAGGAUGGCAAAACGGGCGAAUGCAAGAAGAUACAAGACUGUCCGUCCAGAUUACAGGAAGUGUUAGAGGGUAGAAGAAGCUCGGAUUCGAAAGGGCGUUGUGGCUUCGAAAAUUUUACCGAAAUCGUCUGUUGCCCGUUCAACAUCACGCACAAGAUAGGCCUGCGACCGGCCGAGAUUGCAUGUCGGCAAUACGAGAACGAGAUCAGGAGAGAAAGUGAAGAGGAUGCGAGAAUAGUAGUGCAGGAAGACAAAGUGCAGUUCAAUAUAUUCGGUGGCACGGAAGCCGAACGCGGGGAAUUCCCGUACAUGGUCGCUCUGGGGUACGAGAACCAAGACGAGGACGACGACAACAAUACAGAGACUAUUAAAUACAAUUGCGGUGGCACUUUAAUCUCCUCGCAGUACGUACUGACCGCUGCUCAUUGCGUGAAUAACAUACAGGAGAAAGUGCCGGUCGAGGUGAGAGUCGGUAGCGAAGAUUUGAGGAGUGUUGGGGAUGCCCAGCGAAUCCCCAUAAGCAACGUGAUAACGCAUCCGCGAUACAAGCGCAGCGUCAAUUACAACGACGUGGCCAUUCUUAAGUUGAGGAAACCCGUGCGUAUGGACAAUAACGUGAGACCCAUCUGCAUGCAAACCAAAUCUCUGACCAGCAUGGACAUUACGCCGAACAUAUCACUGGUCGUGAUCGGUUGGGGUGCUACCACCUUCGCUGAAGAGAGCACGGUGAGGCUGAUGAAGACACCGAGUCUCAGCCUCGUAGAUAGGGAAACAUGCGGCAAGUCGUUCAAGGACUUCAACCAAUUGCCUAGUGGUUUAGACGAGAGCAUGCUCUGCAUGCUGGAUACCAACGAGACGAGGAGGGCGGACGCUUGUCAUGGAGACAGCGGUGGACCAUUGCUGAUGCUCUCCGGAGCGAAUCAAACCAUCGUGGGUAUCACGGCGUUUGGCCAGGCUUGUGGGGGACCUAUACCGGGAGUUUACACGGCGAUACAUUCCUAUCUGGAGUGGAUCGAGAAACAAGAGAUAAUAACGAAGUUCUUCGACACAUCAUCGGAGAUGAUCCUGAUAGUGCAACUGAAUCCAGCUGGUGUAUUGAUGCCGUUUCUCGAGAUACCAGCGACAGCUCGGGCAAAAGCAUCGUAUUUUAUAAAAAGGUACCCCGUCGAGGUCACGAACGAAAAUUACAGAGACGUUCUGAUACCCGGCGACAUGGCUCCAAAUCCCAUUGAGGAAUUGUCAGUCUUGGUCGAGGAGGCUUAUGUACCGAUAUUGUCGAACCCAAAAAAUCAUAAAGGUUGGCCACGCGUUAUCGGCGAAGACGUGAAGAAGCACGUUUAUGACCUUCGUAACAUAAUAUGCCAGGUUCAAGGUAAGAUGACAGGACAAACGUUGCUACCGAUGCCAAUGGACGUGGAACAGAUAUUCGAGGCCGAGUGGAAGGCGCAGGAAAGCGGGGGUAAUCAAGUCGGUAGUCGUUUGAAAAGCGAUAUAGAGACCAUCGUGAUGAAAUGGUAUUCGCAAAUCAGUGACGUACUUGAAGAGGAAAGCACGCAUGCUCUCCCGAGCGAUAUGUAUCCGCUACCGAGCGCGGAGAUCCGGUUCUGGCGCCAGCGACUCGUAAACGUCGAAUCCAUUUACAAUCAAAUGAGAGACCCUCGAGUGAAAAGGAUGGCUUCCAUUCUCGAAUUAACGAAGAGUCCUUACUCGUCACGUUUCAAGACUCUAUUGAAGGAUGUUAUUGCCGCGGUAAUCGAAGCUCGCGACGUGUGUUCCUAUCUGAAAGCACUGGAACCCUACUUCGAGGACAUCGAAAGUAUCGAAUUCAAAGAUGUACAACCCAAAUUGAAACCGUUGCUGCACUGCGUAUGCCUGAUGUGGUCUAAUUCGAAACAUUACUGCACGUCUUCGCGAAUAAUCACGUUAUUGUCUCAGAUAUCCAAUCUGUUGAUAACCGAGGCCACUAAAUACUUGGAUCAAAGUACCUUGUUCGUGGAUGACGUCGCGGAUAGUCUGAAACGUUUGGAGCACGUGACGAGCAUCUUGACGUAUUACAUGGAAAUAUUUGAAAUGGUUCGAACUAAACUGGAAAGUUACUUCAAGCAUCCGACCGAAGUGAUUCUAUGGAAUUUCGACGACGAGUUGGUGCUCGGAAGAAUAACGCGUUUUCUGGAACGUCUAGGACAAUUAAAGAUGUUGUUCGAAACUACUCAGGAAUACUUGAAACUGGAAAGGCUUGAACUCGCGGGUCUAAAAGGCGGAACCUUGUGUUCGAGAAUAUACGAUAUCUACGAAAAGUUUGUUCACAUGUACAACGAAUUCGCCGAGUUGCAAUACGAUAUCUUAAUGCCAGAAGAGACACGAUUCGUCGAUCGCGUUACCUCCUUUAUGGCGGAAGUGGAAAGGUUUGACAGAGAGCUGGCGAAUCUAUUCGAUCAGGCAUUCUCCGAGUGCCACAAUACGGAAAUCAUGUUCAAACUAAUAUGGAUCAUGGGUUCGAUGUCUAAUCGACCGAUCAUCAUGGCACAAUUAUGGCACAAUUACGAAAGACUGCUCGAGAGGAUUCACAGACAUUUUGAUGAUAUCAAAAUUAUAUUUGAUCGCAUCUACAAAGAUGGUAAGAAGACCGAGCGGAUCGAAACCGAUCAGUUUUUCCCGCGGGUCGCCGGCGCGUUGUGCACAUUGACACAAUUGCGACAACGGAUCGAUUAUCCGAUGCAAUGCGCGAAGUUACUCGAUCAUCCCUUGGUGAACCUGAGAAUAGCGCGCGAGACCAAGCCGAAGUAUGAUCAACUGCAGUCGCUCAUCGACGCAAUGGAACACGAGAUAUUUGCGGAUUGGGCCAGCAAGGUAGCCGACAUAAGCAACCUUCAUCUGUCGAAAACUUUGUUGACGGUACGUGAAAACCAACUACUCGACUUGAACUUUGAUCCGGAGUUGACCAGGCUGUUGCGAGAGACUCGUUACAUGAUCAUCAUGAAGAGGACGGACCUACCGGAGGAAGCAAUUCGGUUGUACCGCAGAACGCGGUACUUCUUCGAGAGUACCUACAAUCUCAACUUGAUUGUGCAAUGGUACAAUUGGAUAAGAGAACACAGUUUACCCGUAGAGUUUGAGCUGGUGAGACAGGAAAUGGAAGAGGUGGACGAACAGAUUCGCAUCGGUCAGCAGAACUACCAUUGGAAUUCUGCGGAGGUGCCGGAAUAUAUCGCUAAUUUGCUGAGCCUCCUGCGAAAAUUACACUCGCGGAUCCUUCGCGCUCAAGACAACGUUGCUGCAUUGCUGCAGACAAUUUACUCGUGGUCCCUGUCACCGGUGUUGGAGCGCAAGGAUUUUAAAGACGAGAACUUGCUCGCCCUGGCUGAACGCGAGGACAAUUUUCAAAAGAGAUACAGGCAGAUCGAGCGCGCCGUCGUGGAAUUGAAUCGAGUGUUAGAUGAGAAUUACAAGCUCUUCUUCGACCUGCUGCCCGAUUGGGUAUAUGAGAGGGAUGAAUAUGAGUUAGACGAAAGUAAUUUUUAUUAUUUUUCUCUCGUCCAGAAAAAGAUCGAUUUAGAGAAAGAGACAACGAUCGCGCGCGAUCAACCGAAGAAUGAAAAAGCCGAACAAGAUGAAUGGAUGAGAAUGAUGAGCAAAAUACCGGAAGUCGUGUUAACGGAUGAGGAAGUUGCUCGGAAUAUGAUUAAAUGGAAACCCUAUCUCGCUUAUGUCGAUAAUUUGAUAUCGAAAGCUCUGAUUCAAGCGGCUUCUACCAGCAUAUGUUACUUGCUCGACGAGACCGAUCCGGAGAGCAACGUGUCACCUCUUUUCGAGAUGCAACUGUCUCUCGAAGAACCGCACGUGCUCUUCCAUCCCGCGGUAGAUCCGGACGAUCCCACGGGAUUCUACGCGUUCUACGAAGGUUUGCUGCUCGACAUUAUGCGAAUGGGGACUUUAAUACCGCGGGUGGAUCCUGAUGUUGCAGCUGAACGCGAGCACUACGAGAUCUUCGAGCCGUUCUCAUGGCUGUGGUUGGACGACAAACAGCAAUAUCUGAACUCGUUUCUGCGUUUCGGCCGUGCGCUCAUGGACGAAGAGAAGCGUAUGCUGGUACAUGAGCCGGAAAGUUUGUCAGAAAGUCUGAAAGAGAGGAAACCAGGAUUGGCAGAUUUUAAAAGAGAGAUUGAUUAUUUCAUGGGGCUUUACAAGAAAUUUGACGAGUUUGAGAACGAAAAGAUAUUCUUACGUUGGUUGCGGCUAGACACGAGAGCCUUCAAGCAAGCUGUACUCAACGUGAUUUGCAAGUGGACCAAUUUAUUCAAGACACAUCUCGUGAAUCGUGUCAACAGCCAACUCAAAAGUCUCAGCGAAUUUUUGACAAAUGCUCUGAAGAAAUUUACACAGCCAAUUGCACCGGACGAUUACGAGGACUUGCUGAACACGAUAUAUUAUUUGAAGGAGGUUCGGGAUCGGCAGUAUCAGAUCGAUGAUAUGUGGGAACCUAUUAAGGCGACUAUAGACCUUCUCAAACAAUACCAAGUUAAAUUCGACGAGGAAACAUAUAUUUGGCUGGCGGAACUACCGGAGCAAUGGGCGACAGUUAAGAAAUGGGCCGCGCAAGUGAAGCAAGUCGUGAAUCCUCUGAUGGCACGACAGAUCGAGUUGUUGAAGAAGCGUCUCAAUUAUUACGAUUUCAAGCAACAGCAAUAUCUGACGCGUUUCCGCGAAAACGUUGUAUUCAGCUUCGAUUGUACAAACGUGUACGAAAAAUUGGACAAAAUAAACGAAGAAAUCCAAGAAUUGGAGGAGGAGUUAAAGGCGUUGCACGAUCAGACAAAUAUAUUCGAGCAACAGGUGACGGAAUUUAAACAAAUCAAGCUCGCUAGGAGAGAGGUGAGACUUCUGAAGAAUCUUUGGGAUUAUGUUUAUAUCAUUACGUCAAGCUUGGACGAAUGGAAGACAACGUUCUGGAAGAAGAUAGACGUCGAAGGGAUGGAGCAAGAAUGCAAAAAACUGAUCCGAGAAUUAAGACAACUAGACAAGGAAGCACGUGUUUGGGACUUGUACGCUCGCGUGGAAGCGCAACUGAAGAACAUGAUAUCGUCGUUAAGGGCAGUUUCGGAACUGCAAAAUCCCGCCAUUAGAGACAGACAUUGGCAAGAGCUCAUGGCUGAAACCCGCGUGAGAUUCACUAUGGACGAUAAAACUACUCUGGAAGACUUGUUGAAAUUAGAGCUGCACAGGUACGAGGAGGAAGUUAAGAACAUGGUGGACAAGGCGGUUAAGGAAAUGAGCAUGGAGAAGGUCCUCAAAGAACUGCACAACACGUGGAAUACUCUCGAAUUCGAUAAAGAGGUGCACGAGCGCACAAAGCUCAGCGUCUUGAAAAUAAGCGAGGAAACGAUCGAGAUGUUGGAAGAGAAUCAGGUGCAACUGCAGAAUAUGUUGGCCUCCAAGUACGUCACCUACUUCCUGGAUGAAGUGAUGGAUUGGCAACGAAAGCUUAGUAACGCGGAUGCCACGAUCAACGCCUGGUUUCAAGUCCAACGAGCCUGGAUGCAUCUGGAGAGCAUCUUUAUCGGCUCGGAAGACAUUAGAAGCCAGUUGCCAGAGGAGUCGAAGCGUUUCGAGAAGAUAGACAAGGAUUUCAAGGAUCUGUUGAAGGAAAUGUUGAGCAACUUGAACAUAAUCAAGUCGACGAACAAGCCGAAAAUUUUGGACCGCCUGGAGGAACUGGAGAAGCAACUGGACGUCUGUGAGAAAGCAUUGUCCGAUUAUCUGGAGACGAAGAGACUGAUCUAUCCACGAUUCUACUUUAUCUCAUCCGCGGAUUUACUCGACAUACUGAGCCACGGAAACAAUCCCGAAAUGGUUUGCAAGCACUUAUCCAAGUUGUACGACUCUCUGGCAAAGCUCAGGUGGAAAAUGGAAGGGGGAAAAGCGACGAAGCAGGCUAACGGCAUGAUAGCAAAGGACGGCGAGGAGAUGGUCAUGCAUGGAACAUGCGACUGCACUGGAAAGGUUGAGAUCUGGUUGGAUCACGUGACGGAGGCAAUGAGAAGAAGCGUCAGGCAUCGUUUCAGUCAGGCUGUCGCUUCGUACGACGAAAAGCCUCGCGAGCUUUGGAUCCUAGAUUUCGAGGCACAGCCAGCCCUAUGCGGCACGCAGAUCUGGUGGACUUCCGAGGUGAACAUGGCAUUCGCGAGACUCGAGGAGGGAUUCGAGAAUGCGCUCAAGGAUUAUCAGAAAAAACAGAUCGGCCAACUGAACACGCUAAUCGCGAUCCUGCGCGGCGAACUGAGCGAGAACGAUCGGCAGAAAAUCAUGACUAUUUGCACUAUCGAUGUGCAUGCGCGCGACGUUGUCGGAAAAUUAAUAUCCAUCAGGGCGGAGAACUCGUCCAACUUUCAGUGGGACGACAAAUCGGGAGACUGUUACGCCAACAUUUGCGACGCGUGUUUCACAUACGCUUACGAGUACUUGGGUAACGUGCCACGGCUGGUAAUUACGCCGUUGACGGACAGAUGCUACAUUACAUUGACGCAAUCGUUGCAUCUGAUAAUGGGCGGUGCACCGGCUGGGCCCGCAGGAACGGGCAAAACCGAGACAACUAAAGACCUCGGCAAAGCCCUUGGACAAAUGGUUUACGUCUUCAAUUGUUCCGAACAAAUGGAUUAUAAAUCGUGUGGCAACAUAUACAAGGGACUAGCGCAAACGGGUGCAUGGGGUUGCUUCGAUGAGUUCAACAGAAUUUCCGUCGAAGUGCUAUCGGUCGUAGCAGUACAAGUGAAAUGUGUCCUGGAGGGAGUAAGAAAUCGGAAAAAGAGAUUCCUCUUCUUCGGAGAGGAGCUUGAUAUCGUGGGUACAGUCGGUAUGUUUAUUACGAUGAAUCCUGGUUACGCCGGUAGAACGGAAUUACCGGAAAAUCUGAAAACAUUAUUUCGGCCCUGUGCUAUGGUGGUGCCCGACUUUGAGCUAAUUUGCGAGAUUAUGCUAGUGGCCGAGGGCUUCCAAGAGGCGCGAUUAUUAGCGAGAAAAUUUAUCACUCUGUACAUGUUAUGUCGAGAGCUUUUAUCCAAGCAAGACCACUACGACUGGGGUUUGAGGGCCAUCAAGUCCGUUUUAGUCGUUGCCGGAAAGUUAAAGCGCGAUGACAAGCAGAGACCGGAGGACCAGGUGCUGAUGAGGGCUCUGAGGGACUUUAACACGCCAAAAAUCAUCACUGAUGACGUGCCCGUAUUCAUGGGAUUAAUAGGAGAUUUGUUUCCCGCACUGGACGUGCCGCGAAAAAGAGACCUAGACUUCGAAAUGAUGAUCAGAGCCGCGGCUCUUGAUUUGAAGUUGCAACCAGACGAUGGCUUUAUUCUGAAGGUGGUGCAAUUGGAGGAGUUGUUUCACGUACGGCACUCGGUCUUUAUCGUCGGCCUUGCCGGCACCGGUAAAACCGAAGUCUGGAAAACGCUCAACCGAACGUACUCGGGCCAAAAACGUAAACCGUACUACAACGAUCUCAACCCAAAGGCGGUGACCAACGACGAGUUAUUUGGCGUCAUUAAUCCGGCAACGAGGGAAUGGAAAGACGGGUUGUUCUCCAUGAUAAUGAGGGAGCAAGCGAGCAUGGCUGGCGAUGGUCCGAAGUGGAUCGUGCUCGACGGUGACAUCGACCCGAUGUGGAUCGAAUCUCUCAACACGGUGAUGGACGACAACAAGGUAUUGACGCUCGCGAGCAACGAGAGAAUCGCCUUGACCAGGCAUAUGCGUCUGCUCUUUGAAAUUUCCAAUUUAAGGACUGCUACGCCAGCAACAGUGUCCCGAGCGGGGAUCCUGUACAUUAAUCCACAAGAUUUAGGCUGGAGCCCGUUCGUGACAAGUUGGAUAGAAACGAGAGAUCACUCCGAACGUGCAAAUCUAUCGAUCCUUUUCGAGAAAUACGUUCCUCCUCUGCUUGAAGUGACCAAGAAUUCCAAAUUUAAAAAGAUCGUUCCCUUACCGGAGAUGUGUCAUCUGGAAAUGCUCUGUCACUUGCUCGAUUGCUUCCUGACGAAGGAAAAUGUGCCGUCGGACUGUCCGAAGGAAUGGUACGAAUUGUACUUCGCAUUCGCCUGUAUCUGGGCGUUCGGCUCCACGAUGUUUCGAGAUCAGCUGAUAGACUGGCGAAACGAAUUCAGCAAGUGGUGGCAAAAUGAAUUCAAAACGGUCAAGUUUCCAUCGGGCGGUACCGUAUUCAAUUACUUUAUAGAACCGGAGACGAAAAGAUUGUUACCCUGGACCGAGAAAGUCACCCCGUUCCAGUUGGACUCGGAUAUCCCACUUCAGUCUGUUUUGGUACCAACGGGGGAAACAGUGCGCUUACGCUUCUUCAUGGAUUUAUUGAUAAAGAAGCGCGUUCCGGUCAUGUUAGUAGGCGGCGCAGGCUCCGGAAAGAGUGUCAUAAUGGCCGAGAAGCUGGCAAGCCUAUCGGACAAUUACAACAUCGCAAAUGUUCCUUUCAACUUUUAUACAACGUCAGACAUGUUGCAGAAAGUACUUGAGAAACAUUUGGAGAAGAAAGCGGGACGUAAUUACGGGCCGCCGGGUACGAAGCUCCUGGUGUAUUUCAUAGACGACAUGAAUAUGCCGGAAGUGGACACUUAUGGCACGGUGCAACCUCAUUCUCUUAUUAGACAACACAUGGAUUACAAUCACUGGUACGAUCGGAUGAAACUGGCUUUGAAAGAGAUUUACAAUACACAGUACGUAUCCUGCAUGAAUCCCACUGCCGGAAGUUUUACCAUAGAUCCACGUUUGCAGAGGCACUUCGCCGUGUUCGCCGUUAGUUUUCCACAAAUCGACGCGCUCGUGACGAUCUACAGUCAGAUCCUCGAGCAGCACGUGAUGGAUCCGCAGAAGAAAUUUCAUCCAGCAGUGCAGAGAUUCACGGGUCCUCUGAUCGACGCCGCGUUGUAUCUGCAUAAUAAAAUCGCCGCGACGUUUCUGCCAACAGUGAUCAAGUUUCACUAUGUCUUCAAUUUACGUGACCUGUCCAAUAUAUUCCAGGUUCACGUGAUCAAGCUUUACGCGCACGAAGCAACGAGGGUAUAUAGUGACAAAUUGGUGACCUUCGAGGACCAGAGAGUGUUCGAUCGGUUGCUGCUCGAGGCGCUUCGCAAAAAUAUACCUGAGCUGGACGAAAAUGAAAUCGGUCUGGGACCGCCGUUGAUAUAUUGCCACUUUGCGGAAGGAAUCGGCGAGCCCAAAUACGCGCCCGUCAAGGAUUGGAAUCAGCUUGUAAAGCUGCUUGAAGACGCUUUAUUCAAUUAUAACGAGCUGGUGUCUGCGAUGAACCUGGUAUUGUUCGAGGAUGCCGUCUAUCACGUUUGUCGCAUCAAUCGAAUAUUGGAAGCGCCAAGAGGCAACGCGCUUCUAGUAGGCGUUGGUGGUAGCGGCAAGCAAUCCUUGUCGCGUCUAGCUUCAUUCGUUUCCUCUUUGGAGGUGUUCCAAAUACAAUUGCGCAAGGGUUACUCGCUGAACGAGCUGAAAGCUGAUUUGGCCGUGCUGUAUCUGAAAGCUGGUGUGAAGAAUAUCGGCACCACCUUCCUGAUGAGCGACUCUCAGGUCGCCGAGGAGAAGUUCCUGGUCGUGGUGAACGAUAUGCUGGCGUCUGGGGAGAUCGCGGAGCUAUUUGCCGACGAUCAAGUGGACAACGUCGUUAACGCCGUGAGAAACGAGGUCAAGCAGAUUGGAGUAAUCGACACCAAGGAGAACUGCUGGAAGUUCUUCAUCGAACGCGUGCGAAGCCAAUUGAGAUGCGUCCUAUGCUUCUCCCCGGUAGGAGCGACUCUGAGAAAAAGAGCCCGGCAGUUCCCCGCGAUAGUAAAUUGCACCGCGAUCGACUGGUUUCAGGACUGGCCGCAGGAGGCCCUGGAAUCCGUGUCGGCAACGUUUCUGCAGGUAAGUACAAGGUCUUUCUUUUUUUUUUCUUUACGAGCAUUUAAUGACUAAUCUGAGAUUUUUCUGUCUUUGCGUUAGGAGUUGAAGGAAUUACCGGAUAAAUAUCAAAGUUCCGUGUCGCUGUUCAUGUCCUUUGCUCACACAAGCGUGAACAACGUGUCCGACAUAUAUUUGCAGAACGAGAGAAGAUACAACUACACAACGCCGAAAUCGUUUCUCGAACAGAUCUCUUUGUAUUCUAAAUUGCUCACGGAUAAAACGUAUGAUUUGAAGGCGAUGAUCUCACGGCUUACCGACGGACUGGAGAAGCUCGAAACCUGUGCCGUUCAAGUCGACGAAUUGAAGAUCGUUUUGACGGCUCAGGAGAUCGAAUUAAAGAAAAAGAACGAGAUAGCCGAUAAGAUACUGGCCGAAGUGCGCACGGAGAACGCAAAAGUGGAGGCGGAGAAGACUAUCGUGACGGAAGAGGAGGCGAAAGUGGCGGAAAUCAAAGAGACCGUGUCGGAAAAUCAGAAACGUUGCGACGAAGACUUGGCUCGUGCGGAGCCGGCGGUGAGACAGGCCGAAGCCGCGCUCGAUACUCUCAACAAGAAUAAUUUGACCGAAUUGAAGUCUUUUGGGACUCCGCCGGAAGCUGUCCUAAUGGUCGCGCAGGCAGUGCUAAUUCUAUUUUCCAAAGGAAACAUUCCAAAAGACAGAAGUUGGAAAACUUGCAGAAUAAUGAUGGGAUCUAUCGAUGGAUUCUUGUCGCAAUUGCGUAAUUAUGAUAAAGAAAACAUACAUCCAGACAUCAUUAAGGCAAUUCAGCCAUAUAUCACCAACAAAGAAUUCGAUCCGGAUUUUGUAUACUCAAAAUCACAUGCGGCAGCGGGGCUCUGUAGCUGGGUGAAAAACAUCAUGGUGUUUCAUUACAUUAACGAGAACGUGAAGCCUUUAAGAGCCGCGCUCGCUCAAGCAAACGCCGAGCUGAAGGCCGCCAUGGACAAGUUGAAUUCAUUGAGGAACCGUUUAGCGGAGCUGCAAAAGAUGUUGGAUAUUCUGAGUGAAAAGAUGAGCGUAGCUUUGGCCGCGAAACAGAAGUGCCAGGACGAAGCGGAAGCGACUGCGUUCAAGUUGGAUUUAGCGAACCGAUUGGUAAAUGGCCUCGCAUCCGAGAACGUUCGUUGGGCCGAAACCGUGCAAAUAUUAAAGAAAUCCGGGAUUACCCUACCGGGCAACGUGCUGCUUGUCACCGCAUUUAUUUCUUACAUGGGAUACUUUACGAGGAAAUAUAGAGUGGACCUCAUGAAUUCGUAUUGGCUACCGUUCCUCGACAAUUUGUCGACGCCAAUACCGCGCACUCCAGAUUUCGAUCCGCUAAUGUCCUCAGAAAACGCCACGAUCCUCACAAACUCGUCCAGGUGGCCGUUGAUGAUCGAUCCACAAUUACAAGGGAUCAAAUGGAUCAAGAACAAAUACGGUGAUGACUUGGUAGUCUUACGCCUAGCUCAAAAGAAUUAUCUCGACAGAAUCGAACGUGCAAUCGUCAAUGGCGAAGUAGUACUGUUGGAGAGCAUUACGGAGACAAUCGAUGCCGUCCUUGAACCGAUCCUAGGCCGCGUCUUGAUCAAAAGAGGAAGGGCCAUCAAGGUGGGAGACAAAGAAAUCGACUACGAUCCGCGCUUCCGGCUGAUCUUGCAAACGAAAUUAGCGAAUCCUCAUUAUAAACCAGAGAUACAAGCUCAGACGACACUCAUCAAUUUCACGGUGACGAAAGACGGCUUGGAGGAGCAGCUAUUAGGUGCCGUCGUGAGAGCGGAGCGUCCGGAUUUAGAAUCGAGCAAAGCCGAGCUCACCACCCAGCAGAACACCUUCAAAAUCAUGCUGAAAGCGUUGGAGGACGAUUUGGUGCACAGAUUGGCGUCGGCGGGUCCAGAUAUUCUGAGCGACGUUGUUCUCGUGGAGAACCUGGAAACAACGAAGAAGACCGCCGCAGAGAUCGAGACGAAGGUGAUCGAGGCGAAGGUGACCGCCGCCAAGAUAGACGAGGCGCGCGAGUCCUACCGGUCGGUGGCGUCCAGAGCCAGCCUCCUGUACUUCAUCCUUAACGAUCUCAACAAGAUCAACAUGCUGUACCAAUUUUCUCUCAAGGCGUUCAGCACGGUCUUCCAGAAUGCCAUUAAAUUCGCAGAGUCGGCGGACACUCUCGGUAAACGCGUCGCCAGUUUGAUCGACAGCGUCACGUACCUUGUAUUCACGUAUACCAGCAGAGGAUUGUUCGAGAGCGACAAGCUCAUAUUUCUGUGCCAACUGACAUUUCAGAUUCUGUUGCAAACGCAAGAGAUCGAUCAAAUCGAACUGGACUUUCUCUUACGAUUUCCUCAUUUACCGGAUCUCACGAGCCCGGUGGACUUUCUGAGCAACGUUAGCUGGGGCGGCAUCAAGUAUUUGAGUGGAAUGGAACAUUUUCACAGUUUAGACCGCGACAUAGAGGGGGCUGCGAAGAGAUGGAAGAAAUUCGUCGAGUCGGAAACACCGGAGAGAGAAAAAUUCCCGCAAGAAUGGAAAAAUAAACCGGCUUUCCAAAGACUGUGCAUAAUGAGAUGCGUGAGGCUGGAUCGAAUGGUUUACGCCAUACGGUGCUUCGUGGAUGAGAAACUGAGUACGAAGUUCAUACGAUUCCGAACGCAACCUUUCGAAAAAUCCUACGAAGAGAUGUGCGCGAGCACGCCGGUAUUUUUCAUCCUCUCUCCAGGAGUCGACCCUCUGAAAGAUGUAGAGAAGCUCGGUAAGCAGCUUGGCUUCACGUUCGUCGCGCAAACUUUGCACAACGUAUCGCUGGGACAAGGUCAAGAACCAGUCGCGGAAGAGACGAUGGACCUCUCGGCGCGCGAGGGUCACUGGGUUAUCCUGCAGAACGUUCAUCUGGUGAAGAACUGGUUGCCGAAUCUGGAGAAGAAGAUGGAACAGCUCUCGGAGGAGCCGCACGAGGAUUAUCGUCUUUACAUUAGCGCGGAACCGAGUCCAGACCCUCACGAGUCGAUAAUACCGCAGGGUAUACUAGAAUCGGCCAUAAAGAUCACCAACGAACCGCCGACGGGUAUGCGCGCCAAUAUCCACAAAGCCCUGGACAACUUUAGUCAGGACACGCUGGAGUCUUGCGCCAAGGAGACCGAGUUCAAAGCGAUCCUCUUCACGCUUUGUUACUAUCACGCCGCUGUAGCCGAGCGUAGGAAAUUCGGGGCGCAAGGGUGGAACAGGUCGUACCCUUUCAAUGUCGGCGAUUUGACCAUCAGCGCAUCGGUAUUGUUAAAUUAUCUCGAGGGCAAUACCAAGGUACCUUGGGAGGAUCUGCGUUACUUGUUCGGCGAAAUAAUGUAUGGCGGUCACAUAACUGACGAUUGGGACAGAAGAUUGUGUCGAACAUACCUCCUUGAAUACCUCCAGCCGGAACUGAUCGAGGGUGAGCUGUACCUGGCUCCAGGUUUUCUGGUGCCACCCAGUAGCGAUUACGCGGGCUAUCAUCAAUACGUGGAGGAUUAUUUGCCGACGGAGAGCCCCGUCUUGUACGGGCUUCACGCGAACGCAGAGAUCGGUGAGUUUAUCGAUCAACUAGAUUCUUGUAAAGGAAAGUAAAACGAAACUCGUCGAGUUUGUCACACAAAAUUCUUAAAAAGGCACAACAAUCACGAAGAAAAUUUAAUCCUCGCUUAAUUUGCUCGCUGCACAUUAAAUUCACGUUGUGAAUUAUCAAUCUCGUUAUAUUAUUACGCUUAUCAGGCUUCCUCACGAACACGGCAGAGGAUUUA